Abrus precatorius (Indian licorice) is the source of this 3086-nucleotide messenger RNA. Its product is annotated as protein OBERON 3. Gene Ontology annotation, cellular component: nucleus. The record is from RefSeq and is a predicted model, not a curated record. The transcript has 2 exons. Lineage: Eukaryota; Viridiplantae; Streptophyta; Magnoliopsida; Fabales; Fabaceae. The coding region runs from base 377 to 2782 and encodes 801 amino acids.
AAAGAAGGAGUAGAAGAUGGGGUUCAUGGAAAAGGAGAGUUGCUUGGUGAGGGGUGUGAGCUGUUUGGUGGGGAAGCAAAAGUAAAGUUGCAUUGCAGAAUGCACAAUGCAGAGUCAAAAAAGAGGUCCACUUGGGAGUAAUUAUGUUCAUUUCCAAGGGUUAAGACUGUAAUCUCUCGCGUGCAGAAAAAGCAUCGCCGUUUUUUCAUAGAACACAGUGUGAAAGCUUGAAAAAUUGAAAAUCCAUCCAUAUGGUUGUGUUGCCCAUUAACCAAACCCUUUCAUUUCCCAUUAUUUUCUCAAUUGCCCCUGUCAACCUUAGUUGUCUGUUUCUCUGUCUUCGUUAGCCCCCUCUCUCCCCCUUCUUCCUCUGGCCAUGAUUGCAAGUAAAGAUCUUCGGAGUGGUGCUGUUGACUCUGAGGGUGAGAACUCCAGGAGCAAGUUUUCAAGGCAAAAUUUUGAGGCUGCACCAGAUGAUAAAGGUGUUGAAUUUCUGAGAGAUUCUGAGGUGGGUGGUGAUGUUGAUGGGGUUCUUCACUCCAACCCCACCAAGGGUAUUGGCAGCUCAACGUUGCAAGAGCUUACCCUGAGCUACCUCUGUGAUAACCCAAAAUUGGGUCUUGCUGAGAGAGAGAUUCCUGGGAAAAGCUUGCUGAAUUCUUUUGAAAAAAUGAGCCACAAAGGGAAAGAGGUUGUGGUUUCCGAGAAUUCAAAUCAAGAUGGAAAAUGGGUGGAAAGAGAUUUCCUUAGCCUGAGUGAACCAAGAGAGGAUUCUUCAAAGCGAUCCCUUGAAGAAGAAGGGGUUGAAAGAGAGAGUAAUAGGGACAAGAAGCCAAAACUUGAGACGCUUAAUCUCUCUCUUGCUUUGCCUGAUGUGUCACUUUCUCUCACAGCUUCAAACGCCUUACAGAAUGGUGAUCAACCAGUUAGGACUAAGCCUAGCAGGCCUUCAACUACUUCUUAUUCAAAUGAUUACACUGCAGCUUCUUUGUCUUACUCUUAUUCCCACCCUUUCUCCCACAACCCAAGUUGUUCACUCACUCGCAAUUCAACUGAUAAUUUUGAGUAUUCAUUGAGCAAAGAUGACCAGAUUUGGAAUUGUGGGGAAGGGACUAAUGGGUCUGUGCAUAGUAGGUUCAAGCCUAUUGGAGACGGGGUUGCUUUGUCCAAUCAUGGCGCUGGUCUUAGCUCCUUUAUGCAAGGUAAUAGUCAGUAUAAAACUACUAGUUCAGAUAAUCAUUCUUUUUUCCCUUCAGAAUUACCUGCUAGACCAAGGUUUGAGGCUCAAUCAGGAGGGGACUCCAGGGGAAGGAAUUCUGAGAAUCUGAGACUCUUGGAAGGCUUAGAUGAUGGGAAGAUAAGAAAGCUUUCAAGGCCUGAGAGAAUUGUCAGGGAAAUUGUGUCAGAGUCUGUUCCUGUCAUGGCAUUGACAAUUCAGGAGCUAGCUGAUGAAGUCAUAGUAUCAACUAAGGAAUACUUGAAGAAUCUCAUUGAGAAGGCUGAGAAGAAAGAGGAAUUGGCAAGCCUUCAAAACCGGCUUGAGAGAAGAUCUGAUCUUAACAAGGAGACUCUUGCAAAGUGCCAUAAAGUGCAAUUAGAGAUUUUAGUGGCUGUCAAGAUGGGGCUUGCUAGCUUCUUAUCUAACAAAGUUCACUUAUCUGAGUUAGUAGAGAUUUUUUUGUACAAGAGGUGUAGAAAUGUGACCUGCAAGCAUGUGCUUCCUGUUGAUGAUUGUGAUUGCAAGAUUUGCUCAGGAAAUAAGGGCUUUUGCAGUUCUUGCAUGUGCCCUGUAUGCUUGAACUUUGAUUGUGCUAAUAACACUUGUAGUUGGAUAGGAUGUGAUGUUUGUUCACAUUGGUGCCAUGCUACCUGUGGCAUUCAGAGGAAUCUCAUCAAGCCUGGGCCUAGCUUGAAGGGUCCUUCAGGAACCUCAGAGAUGCAGUUUCAUUGUAUUGGCUGUGGACACGCCUCUGAAAUGUUUGGUUUCGUUAAAGAUGUGUUUAUUUGUUGCGCGAAGGAUUGGGGCCUUGAAACCUUGAUGAAGGAGCUUGACUGUGUAAGGAGGAUUUUCAGGGAAAGUGAAGAUCGCAAAGGGAAGGAAUUGCAUUUUAAAACUAAUGACAUGCUAUUAAAGCUUCAAACCAAAAUGAUAUCUCCUUUGGAUGCCUGCAAUUACAUCAUACAAUUUUUCAGCUAUGCGGAUAGCAUGUCAGACUUUCCUGCUUCUGGUAUUUCUUCAAAGGAUAUGGCAGCCUCUCAAGCUAAGCUUACAAAGGAUACACCUUCUCAUUCGAAACCCACUUCUCUAUUACCAAAAUAUGCUUAUGACUUGAGCUAUUCUAGGUCACAUUCUGAUGCCAUGUCAAAUGAUCUCCUUCAGAAAGACCUCAAAGCUUCCAUCUUGAGUGAACUGAAAAACGAGUCUGAUUUUCAUUUGGGGGCUUUGUUAAGGAAAGGUGGACUCGAAAGCUUGGAGAGCAUUGUGCGAAUAAAGGAGGCAGAAGCCAGAAUGUUCCAAACGAAGGCGGAUGAAGCGAGAAGAGAGGCAGAGGGGUUCCAGAGGAUGAUCAGGACGAAGACUGCUCAGAUGGAAGAAGAGUAUGCUGAAAAGCUUGCCAAACUCUGUUUGCACGAGACCGAGGAAACGCAGAGGAAGAAACAGGAUGAACUGAAGGUGUUGGAAAAUUCAUAUUUUGAUUACUACAAAAUGAAAAAGAGAAUGCAAGAUGAAAUUGAUGGUUUAUUGCGGAGAAUGGAGGCAACAAAGCAGCAAUGGGUUUAAAUUUUUUACUAUUUGUUGUUUUCUCUUAUGCUUUCUUACUCAGAAUACGCUGCUAAAAUGUGUGUAAUUUAUUGUAUUGAUCUGCUGUCAUGGUAUUCUGGUUGUUCCAAGAAUGGAUGGUUUUUAAUUGGUAAAUUCAAGUUUUUGGUGUUUCAUCUUUGAUUCUUUUUCCUUGAUGAAUUGAGAGGGCGUAAAUGUCAAAGUGAACAAGUUCUGUGUGAAAGUUAUGCACUCCCUCCCUUCUACUGUUUUUAUUGUGAGUUGGAGACAAUAAAACUUGUGAAAUAUCUUUUCAUUGUUGCAU